Microcebus murinus (gray mouse lemur) is the source of this 2768-nucleotide messenger RNA. RefSeq names its product persephin (gene PSPN). The record is from RefSeq and is a predicted model, not a curated record. Lineage: Eukaryota; Metazoa; Chordata; Mammalia; Primates; Cheirogaleidae. Gene Ontology annotation, molecular function: growth factor activity; glial cell-derived neurotrophic factor receptor binding; receptor tyrosine kinase binding.
UCCCCCAGAUGGUGCACAUCUCACUCAUUAUGUAUGUAUAUACCCGCCCCUGGCUCAUGUUUUAAUUUUAAACAUCCUUAUAGUCUAUCAGACGCAUCUAGAAUUGAAGUUCAUGGGCCUCCUGUUAUUUUCUUGUGCUGUGUAAUUCGGGACAGGUGCUCACUACCAGCUGGGGGCUCUUUAUCUGCGAGCAUCCUGCGUGGCCUACUUUGCAGGCAGGUCCUUCCAGAUGGUUCUGCCUUCGCUUCUGCCAGCCACCGGGGGUGCCGUCCCACGCCCAUUCUGUGUGGUUCUCAGCUCGGGGACUCUGUCCCUAAGUGGCCACCAAAGCCUAACCCUCCUGGUUUCUGGGCCCUGUCUCAGCUCCCCACGAUGUUUCUGGGGCUCCCCUUGCCUCUGUCCGAGCUUGGUUACGCAGUGCCAGGCGCUCUGUAUGGGGAGGGCUUAUUCAAUUUCCUGUGGCUGGAAAUGGAACUUGGGUGCAGCCACAACUUUGGAACCCCUCUUCUGAGUGACCCGGUUAGGGGCAGGACGUCGGGCUUCCGUCUUGGCUGUGGUUGGAAACUGCAGGUGGAAAACUUCCCCACCCAGUUCUGUGGGCCCUUGGCUGCCGAGUGGGGAUGCCUGAGAUAUCAGGCUAAUUCCUAGGAAUGUCCCUGUCAGUGCAGCCCCCGCUCCGCAUCCUCCCGCCAGGCCAGGCAGGAAAGCAGCGCUGGCCCCUUGCCCUGGCACUUUCUCCCCUGCUGCCCCUGUCAUGUGGACCUCAGUCUAAGGCCUCUCCACCGGGAAGCCAGGCAGUGAUUAGGGGCAGGGGCCUUGCACUCAGGAGGGGACCUGGGUUCAAAUCCUAGGUCUGUUGCUGAAUUCUGGGUGACUUCAGACAAGGGACUUCAGCCACAAUGUCAUCACUGCAGCAAUGUCCCAUGGCUAGAGUUCAGGGCACCUCCAGUGCACCUAGCCCAGACAAGGCGAGUGUCCCUGUGCCGGCUGCCUCACCCACCUGAGUGGGAUGAAUCCAGAAGCAGGUUUCCCGGGGUGCAGAGGGGUGUGAUUUACAAUCCCGGGAGCAGCUGCUACGAAUUUACACCCCCGCCACGUGUUGGGGACUGCCUGGGUCACCACAGCUGUGUGCACACAGGUUCUCUGGUUUUUGCCAAUUCGAUGGGGUGCAGUCUCCGAGUUCCACCCCACUCUCUUGUGCGUGGGGUGGAGCCCCUCUUCAGACACACGCACUGUUUCCCAUUGGCGCAGGAACUCCCAGCACCACUAUACACCAAGUGCCCAUCCAUCUGACAGCAGAGCGCCAUGGCGGAGGCCUUCAGAACUGCCCCCUUAUCCUGGUGAGGGGACAGGAUCACCUCCCCAGGAUAACAUGGGGCUGGGCGUGGAAGCCACCAGAAUAUGCACCUCCUUGUGACCUGCUGCAGCUUCUGUCACUGCUAGACACGACCGUGACCCAGAGGGCCUCUACCUCCCCUUGGGCUCGACACUUGGAUCCCAGGGUAGGGCUAGUCUUGGGGUUCCCAGCUUGGCCUUCCAGAGACAGGAGUCCCUGCCCCCUUGUCCCAGCCCUUGGCUGUCUCCCAGCCUCUCCCUUUUCCUGUUUUGAUGCUGGCUCGGCCAGGCCCGGAGACAGGGCCAUGAUGCCUUAAUCCUCUAGCCAGGAGCCAUGAUGGGCUCACCCACUUGCCAAGCCGACCUGCCCAGCACACACAUCUGCUGCACCUGGCACAAGACACGGGACAUGGGGGCUCCUGACCUCUGGGCACCCUGCCUUAGUGGGGAGGGGCCCCACAGAGGACCCGUGAAGCCCCCUGCCUCCCCCUCCAGGCGGCAGGUGGGGUGGGGACACUGGUUGCCUGCCCUGGGCUCAGCCCCCGCUGCAGGCACAAGACUCAUAAAUCAGGGGGUAUCAGGGGCGUCGGAAAUGGGUCUGUGGAAUGUCGGGGUGGGGUGGGCUGGGGGUGUGGGCCCUUACCUCUUAGGAGGGCGGGAAGCGGGGCAGGAGGAACCCAUGCCUGGACCAGAGGACGCGGUAGCAGAACUGGUGGGGGACAUGGGGCCUUCUGGCGCGGAGGCCGGCAGGGAAGAGGUUAGCUCCCCAGCCCAGGAGGGGCUAUAAAUUCAAGGCACAGACCCCUCAAGACCUGCCGUCACAAUGGCCUCAGGGAUGGCCCUGCUCUGCACUCUACUGCUGCUGUCACUGCAGCUGGGCCUGGGCCCCAGUCACUGGGGGACUCUGAUGGCCAAAGGAGAGUCCCUGCCUGAGCAAGCAGCGGAUGCUGGAGGGACCCGGCUGGGCGCCCGCUGCUCCCCUGCCCGCCUUCGCCGAGCGCCAGCCAGCCCAUGCCAGCUGUGGAGCCUGAACCUGCCGGUGGCGGAGUUGGGCCUGGGCUACACCUCGGAGGAGAAGGUCAUCUUCCGCUACUGCGCCGGCAGCUGCCCCCGUGGUGCCCGCACCCAGCAUGGCCUGGUGCUGGCCCGGCUGCGGGGCCAGGGCCGAGCCCACGGAGGGCCCUGCUGCCGGCCUACCCGCUACACCGACGUGGCCUUCCUCGACGACCGCCACCGCUGGCAGCGGCUGCCCCAGCUCUCCGCAGCUGCCUGUGGCUGUGGCGGCUGAAGGCGCCAGCCUGGUGCCCUGGAGCCCUGUGCCGGAGGAGCUCAGCUGACUUAUUUAUUGGGGGCCCAGGUGCAGAGAAGACCAGGAAGGCAGGUACCCCAGAGCGGCCGGCAGUGAGCACAAUAAAAGACACCACCCCCCUGGC